Messenger RNA from Nematostella vectensis (starlet sea anemone), 1682 nucleotides. RefSeq names its product transmembrane protein 26. Lineage: Eukaryota; Metazoa; Cnidaria; Anthozoa; Actiniaria; Edwardsiidae. The record is from RefSeq and is a predicted model, not a curated record.
UUUUUGGCCCAGCUGCUUGUUCUACAUGUUGACCAUGGUACCGAUUGUGUGGAUACUUGAGACGGAUCUACACAAGACGAGGUCUCUAGCUGCCGCGGGCACCACACAGGCUCCGUCCAGUGUUACAGCGCAGCCACAGACGACAGACACCAAGGGAUCGUGUAUCCCAAUGGACGCGAACACCAUGGCGCGCAAGCUUUGCGAGCUGGGGCUCAUUAUCAUGAUCAUCCUCGGCCGAUGGCUUCUUCCACGUGGUGAGAUAACACGUGACCAGCUCUCAGCGCUGUUGCUAGGCUACGUGGGUACGGCCGCUGACAUCCUCGAGCUGUUUGAAGUGUUUGAGGAGCCCCAGGUCGGCAGCGAGCUGCAAAUCACGACAGCAGUGCUCGGGGUGUAUUCAUGGAGCUUAUUGCAAUUCACCCUGGUUACCACGGCAACCACGGGGAAGGACAACAAAAUCCGGAUUGCUUCAAACAAGGUGGAUGCCGAAAAAGUAGAUAAGGCCAUUGAUCGAAAGAUCAGCCUCCACAAACACAGCAACUAUAAUAACGAAGACGAACUCAAAGAGAAGUACAUUCAGCGAUUGCGCAUCAAGCGCCGCCAGACCGAGAAAGAUUUGACACGCGGCAAAGGCUUCAAGGGUGUGCGCGCGCGUAAGGUGAACCCCAUUACGCAUGCGCGCGGUGAGGUGAAGGAGAUAUCACGUAGGGAAAUGUUACUACACGGAGACAUCUUUGGUAUUUUGACGGGUAUUUUCAUGCAGGACGGACCUUUCCUCGUGCUGCGGCUUGUGUUGAUCAUCAAAUAUAACCUCUAUAGUGAAAUGCAUCUGUUUUUCACGUGUAAGAAUGCCAUUGCGCUGUCCCUACUCAUGUACAGGCUGUGCAUUCUCACGUGCAGUGGCGAGGACGAGGAGUUUGACGAGAAUAGAGAGCGCGAGUCGAGACUGCAGAACGUCCAGCAAGCAGUUCAUAGUGAUCAGUUCAAGGCCUCUGGUGCUAUUCAAUUAGCCGGCUGAGUGAGAUCCCUGUGGAGGCCAGGCAGCAGGGCAGGGCAGGUAUUAUGGAAUACCUUUGGAGGCCAGGCUAAACAACGAUUUAACGUGUAGCAAGCAGUGGAAAGCCUGGGUAUGGGGAUUAAUUGUGUACAAACAAAGCGACGAGCUAAUAUUUAUUUGGACUCAUUUGAAAGGCUCACAUUUCGCGUUGGUGGGAUACCGUGGUGGUUUCACCAAUUUGGUACAUCAGUCAAUGUCAUCACUGACUAAUGUUCAUAAAACAUUUUUAAAGAUUUUAAUACGCUUUCAUAGAAGAGAUGACGAAAUAUUUAUUACUCCUAAGGCUUAAAGCCGUGCAUCGAGCUCUAUUCAUUUCAUUCGUACGUUCAUCCGCUAGAACCCGUUUAAAAACUGUUGUGGAAAUGGCAAGUCGUCCAUGCCCAUUUUCCGAAUUUAACUCUCGCCGCUCUGACUGCCAAUCGGGAUGCGAGGAACCUAAGUUUGAUUGAGACAAAUAUAACAUAGCCAAUAAGCGUGUCAAUCAAAAGAGUGCGAUUCGCGCAUCCGAACGGUUGUAUUAGCCGCAGCCAUGUUUGUAGAUAUGUAAAAAUACACUAACUUAUUUUUGUAGGCAAGGAAUAUUUUCCAAAAAUGAAAUAAAUGAUGAUUUUCUAGAAACUCUGAA